Messenger RNA from Sebastes umbrosus (honeycomb rockfish), 7095 nucleotides. It is a transcript of the gene suco, whose product is annotated as SUN domain containing ossification factor. The coding region runs from base 227 to 4540 and encodes 1437 amino acids. Gene Ontology annotation, biological process: regulation of bone remodeling; protein folding in endoplasmic reticulum. The transcript is spliced from 24 exons. NCBI's taxonomy places the organism in Eukaryota, Metazoa, Chordata, Actinopteri, Perciformes, Sebastidae. The record is from RefSeq and is a predicted model, not a curated record. Gene Ontology annotation, cellular component: cytoplasm; membrane.
CCCUCAACAGCAGUAGCGGUUAAAGCCGAGAAAGAAACGGACAACUCCAGUCCGACACAAUGACAAAUAUCACACGUCAAGUGUAGGUUUUUAGCCGCAGAAGCCCAUUUUUUAAUUAACACGGACUCUCAGCCAACAGAAAGGCUGGUUUUCGGUGUAUUUUGUAGCCGUGAGAGGUUAGAAAAACACCCCACACAGCGAGGAUGUUGGUCCCCGCGGGAAGAUAAUGAAGAGGCUGCGCGUUCUGUUGGUGUGCCUCUUUGUAGCUCUCCUGUGCUGGUACCCCAGUCAAGAUGUGUAUUGUUCAGAGCAGAGCUCGUCUGGCCCUGGUCAGUCUGCGGGGGACAAAACCCCUGAGGGCCAGAAGCAGGAACAGGAGCAGGACUCCACGCAUCACAAGGUGUUGGAAGAAAGGACGACACACACAUCAUAUGAUAUUGGUCUAGAGACGGAGAGAGAAGAACUAGAGAAGCUUGCAACACACAAUGUACACCAAGAACAGACUGUGAAUCCUUUGGAAGCUGAAGUGGAGGAGACCAAGCCUGACCCGGAGUCUGAUACUGCACCUGUUGCUCCUGAGCCAGAACCCCACCCAGACCCCCAGGCCGAUGUGGACCCGCAGACAGACACACAGGACCAUGACCAGGAAGUCCCCGCGUCCUCCACUCCAGAACCAGUUCCAGCACAGGACCAAGUGUCCACAGACGCCCCGGCCCCAGCAGAGAUCGUCAGUGACGCCCCUGCUGCACACACCGGCCUGGACUCACACCCAGCCACAUCCCAAGAUGAAGCUGAAAACACACCUACCUCACAGAGCACCGGCCAGACCCACACAGGUGCGGUGCGGGUUGCCAGUGCAGUAGAUGAACUCCCAGUAGACAACUUUGUUUUUGCUGCGCACUCUGAUUCACAGUGCGGGGUUGUUCCCCCCGAACUGGCAACCUGUGAAAACUUCCCUUUUGGCAGGCCUCUGUUUAGUGUGGAUGAGGCUGGCAUAGAGGACCAGCGGUCAGACCAGAGCCACAGCUCUGGUCCUGAAGCAGAGGUCCAGUCUACUCCCGGCCCUUUGGACCACGAACAACAACAACAACAACAACAGCAGCAGCGACAGGAGCAGCUGGAGGAUGGGCUGUCUGAUUUGGACCAGGAUGGCAACACUUCUCAAAACCACCAAAAACAGCAGGAAGGGCAUGGCAGUACUGUCAAGGAGAAUGAUCCCUCAGUGCCCAGCAAAGAAGACAUCCCCACCUUCGACGAGUGGAAGAAACAAGUCAUGGAGGUGGAGAAGGAGAAAAGUCAGUCUCUCCAUACCUCAACCAGCGGCACCCCCCAUCCAGUGAAGAAGGUCCAGAAAAACUUCAAGAAUAACUACGCCUCUGUGGAGUGUGGUGCCAAGAUACUCUCUGCCAACAACGAGGCCAAGAGCACUUCAGCUAUUCUCAUGGAGAAUAUGGACCUUUACAUGCUAAAUCCUUGCAGCAACAAAAUCUGGUUUGUCAUAGAGCUCUGUGAGCCUAUUCAAGUCAAGCAGCUGGACAUCGCUAACUUUGAGCUCUUCUCAUCAACACCUAAAGACUUUUUAGUUUCCAUUAGUGACAGGUAUCCUACCAACAAGUGGGUAAAGCUUGGUACUUUUCACGCCCGUGAUGAGCGCAUAGUCCAGAGCUUCCCGCUGGAUGAACAGCUUUAUGCUAAAUAUGUGAAGAUGUUCAUCAAGUACAUAAAGGUUGAACUCCUCUCCCACUUUGGAUCAGAACAUUUCUGUCCACUCAGUCUCAUCAGGGUGUUUGGUACCAGCAUGGUGGAGGAGUAUGAGGAGAUAGCAGAUUCCCAGUACCCUUCAGAGAGACUGGAGUACUUGGAUGAAGACUAUGACUAUCCACCUGGCUACCAACCAUCAGAGGACAAAGCCUCUAAAAACCUGCUUGGCUCAGCAACCAAUGCCAUCCUAAAUAUGGUAAACAACAUUGCUGCUAAUGUGCUGGGUGGCAAACCAGAGCUGGAGGGUGGAGCAGCAAUAGGAGCGCUAGGUAAUAUAACAGCAGUGGGGGAUGACAAGAAGGGGAGCACAGAAGUUACAGCUGAAACGCCUCAGGACUCUGCAGUACUGGAGCCUGCAGAGCCAGAACACCCUGCAACCCAGGAGGACUCCGAUGUCUCCGGUGACUCUUCAACACCUUCCCCCUCAUCUUCCGACUCCCACGAGGACAGACAGAUUGUCACUCUGGUAGAGGAGGAAGAGGAGGAGGACGAAGAGCCCAGACAGUCUACUGUCACCCUGAUGGAGGAGGAGGCAGAGGAAGAGGAAGAGAAGAGGGAGGAGGAGACGACGAGGAGGGACGCAGACAGGAACCAGUGGGAGAGCCAGACGUACUGUCCUUUCUCCUCCUUCUCCUCCUUGUCUCUGUCCUGCAUGGCCACCCUGCCGGAGCUUCUCCAUCGCUGGUGCUGCGCCAGGUUGGCCAAGGAGAGACAACGCAACCUCAAACGGAGGCAGCUGAGCGCUCAAACACAGACGCACCCCGAUGCAAACACCUCAUCCCUCACAUACACACCUCCACUGAUCCCUGCCCCUGUUCCCACGCCUCUCAAAGAAGCCCUUCCCCUCACAGAGAAAGCUCCAGAGCCCGAGGUGCCUGUUAAGGGCCAUAAUGAGGGUGAGGUGCUCACCACCACAAACACUCACACCCCUGACGCACACACUCCAGAGCUCAACAUCCUCUUAGAGCCCAGUAGGACAGCCACUAUCCCCCCGCACAGUUUCUCAGACAUCCACAGUUCCCUGACAUUGCCCACCCCCUCCCACGAGGAGAAGCUGCCUCCUCCCAUUAAAGACGCAACCCUGGACCCUGUCCCCACUCCCCCCCUCCCAGCCGUCACUAUCCCAGAGACGCAGCAGGCCAGCAGUGCCACCCCCACUAUUACUGUCAGCUCCCCCCCACAGCCGGUAGCCUCUGAGACGGCCUCUCCUGGUGUUGUGGUUCCUCCUGUCAAGGAGCAGUCUGUUCAGCCUCUCCCCACUGCAUCGAGGCCUGAGGACCUCAUCCCCCCUCCCACUGAACUGCCACCAACUCCCCCACUGACUGACACUCACACAGACACAGUAAAGUCAGGCGCAGACAGUGGGGACUCACAGAGACACAGCGUCCAGGCCUCUCAGACUCAUGGGGAACAGGUGGACUCUCUCGUGCACACCGGAGAUCCCCAUCGGGUGGAGGACGCGGUGUACGAGGACCUGUUGAGCACUAAUGGGAAUGGCAAUGUCCACCGGACAGCUACAGACUUCUAUGCAGAGCUGCAGAACGGAGGGGAUUAUAAUGGCGGAGCGAUGAUGGGGAACGGCGCGUUAUUGAACGGGGGAACGGUGCACGGCUCCAGCCAGAAGGAGAGCGUGUUCAUGAGGCUCAACAACAGGAUCAAAGCCCUGGAGAUGAACAUGAGUCUGUCCAGCAGAUACCUGGAGGAGCUCAGCCAGAGAUACCGUAAACAGAUGGAAGAGAUGCAGAGAGCGUUCAACAAGACCAUCAUCAAACUGCAGAACACCUCACGCAUCGCUGAGGAGCAGGACCAGAAACAGACCGAGUCCAUCCAGUUCCUUCAGAGCCAGCUGGAGAACGUCACUAAACUGAUGCUCAAUCUCACCGCCACCGUCAGCCAGCUGCAGAGAGAGGUAUCGGACCGUCAGAGCUACCUGGUGGUCUCUCUGGUUCUGUGUCUGUCUCUGGGCCUCCUGCUGUGUCUGCAGUGCUGCCGCAGCUCCUCUCCCGCCCCCAACGCCAACCCUGCUCCCCUUCCCAAGAGCAACCACUACCCCAGCCCCAAGAGAUGCUUCUCCUCCUAUGACGAUAUGAGCCUAAAGCGCAGGGUGACCUGUCCGCUUGUUCGCUCCAAGUCGUUCCACUUGUCCUCUACAGAUGUAGGUCCCGAUGACUUGUACAUUGUAGAACCUCUAAGGUUUUCUCCAGAGAAAAAGAAAAAGCGCUGCAAGUCAAAGUCUUUGGACAAGGUUGAGAUUCUGCAGCCAGCCGAUCCCUCUGCUCUGCUCAUAAACGGGGAUCUAAACUGUAACGGCUUCCAACCCUGCCUCCCUGCGCUGCCACCACCACCACCACCACCUCCUCUUCCUCCUCUUCCUCCUCCUCCUUCUCUCCCACCGCCACCCCCUCCCUCUGCAGAGGAGGUGUCAUCACUGCCCACUUGCACCUCCAAGGAGUUCCCCUCAGAGACCAGCAGCUGCAGCUCGUCCACCCACUCCGAGGAAUCCUUCACAAGCCGCCUCGCCCCUCCCUCUCCCAUCUUCCCCUCCGCCGGCCUGUGCAACGGGCACAGCCUGCCUUUCUCCCUCCAGCAGCCUCCCGCCAAGCCCCGCCAGGAGAAGCGCUCCAUGAAGCGGCGGAAGUCGCGGCAGACGGAGCUGCAGUUCCCUGCCAUGCGGGGCGGUGGCGUCGCUUCUCUGCCCAGCCUGCAGCAGCUUAUGAAGGGAAACAAGGAGAUCAGUGUCGGGACCAUCGGGGUGACGGCGGGCACCGGACAUGUCUGAACACAACUUUCUAUUUACACACACACUAUAUGGUAGCAGACUUGUGAGGAGAUGAGCUCUUACUGCAUCCCAAAGAACCACAUUUCCCAUGAGCACCCAGGCGCACCGUGGAACUGAAGUGGCUGUGGCAGCAGUAGCGCGACAUCCUCCGGUCCUCAUCCACUCCUGUCAAAGAGCUGUUUACGGUUACGUGCCUUUAUAUUCGUUCUUUUAAUGCUAAGAAAUAUGAAAUUGAAAGAGUUGUUGACAGAGAGAGAUACCGUGGUGGAACAUUAACACAAGUCAAAUCCAUUGAAGUGUGUUCCAGAUGGGGUUUUUUUUCUACUGGAAAAAGCACAUUGUCCCAUGACAGUUGAGCACCAGUAGGCUUUAAUCCGCACAGUGAGGAGAGGUGCUGGCCUCAACUCUACGUUCCUUCACCUACGGGGGGCAUCAAGAAGUAUUAGCUGCUCUUUUGGAUGAAAUGUGAGAACUGUGGAGCAUGACAAACUACUUCUCUUAUUUCCUUCUGUCUUUCAUCGCCAUCAUUUGAUCCAUUCUGUCUUUUAUAUUGCAUCCUAACAUGACUGCAGGUGUUUUGUUUAUGGGACCAGAGUUCAUCGUACAACACCAAACUUUCUGUUUUCUCUCCCUCCGUCUCCGUCAGUCUGUUCCAAACCAACCACCAGAGCUGAAUGAAGAACAUUUUACAUGUCCGAUUGUGUUAGUCCUUUCACUUUAUAACCUCAUAUUACAAAUACAACCGCAGCCGUCUUUGGAUCCUACUAGUUCACUAUCUACUUGGUUAGUUUGGGCUGGGCCCGAAGUGCUUGCUCACGCACCAAAUAGAGAGAAAAUUGCGCUGUAUUGGUUCAAACAGGAUAGAGCGAAGCCAUUAUGAGGGUUUAUUGUCUUUUUUUCUGUUUAUAUUUUAUUAUUUCUUUCAUCCGUAGCUGAGCCACGCUCCUCUUCACUUAUCGUUGCUUAUGUGUGGUUUGUUUGAUUUAUUCUCACAGCCAGUAUGGAGGUUUCCUUUUUCAGGGCACAAUGUACUGUAGGAGCACAUUGGGUUGCAGAGCUGAAUGUUUACACUUUACCGUCUCACACACACAAGCACGCACACACACACACACACACACAUCGUACUGGGACCCUGUAGCCGAGUCUGACGGACCAGUUUUAUUUAUCUAUUUAUUUAUUUAACUACAGAUUUUUUUUCUAACAUAACUUGCUUUCUCCCAGUCCUGCAGUGUCGAAGCAGUUUAUCCAUGUGAGAAUGUUACAGAAAUAUAUUACAGUGAGAGAUGCACUCAACCGCACUGACACAAUUUCUUCUUUUUACAUUUUAGCUCGGGCUCUGACAUUAUGGCCGCCUCUUAUCCUGUUUGAUAGCAAUCACAUGUCCUGCAGCAGCGUAACAAGAUAAUUGAGUAUUGAUUUACAAAACGUCUUUUAGGAUCGUCACACUGCUGCGUUUGUAUUUGUGGUUCAGAGCUGCUGGGUGAAGUUGGAUAGUGGGAAGGACUAAACUGUUAAUUAUUGUCCUGUCUUCUGUGUUUCAGCAUCGACUUUUAACUUCACAAUUUCAUGACUGACCUGCGUUAACAUUCAGUUUAAUGUUUAAACAGCGUAGGGAGUUGUGUGCGAAGGGGGAGCUCAUUUUUUUAAAUAAUAAAAUGUAUAUUUUUCUUUAUGUAUGCGGUUUCUGACUGGCUCUGUGUGGUUGGACUUGUAUACAUUUUGACAGAGACAGAGACUUCUUACUCUCCCAUCAUUACCUCUCCUGACCAGCUCCUCUUUCUCUUUACAUAUCUUUAUCCACCUCCGACCCCCCCAUUGCACGACUUUCUGUGACUGUGAAGAAAAGUUUUUUUUAAUAUGCCUGCUUUUAUUAACCACUCUUAAUUCCCAUUAGGAGCUUUAAACCCCUCUCCAUGCCCGCUUUCCUAAUCUCUCUCUCUCUGUGCAUCCUCACUCUCAUUGCACACUCUUUUAUUCACUUGUCAUCGCUCUUUGACUUUGUGUUCGCCCCACCUCGAUAGUACUUGUGGUUUGUGAGGAGAAGGAUGUGAAUCGUUGAAUAAAGGGAACGCAGCGACGAUGGGUAAACUUGGAACACUAUUAAUGUGAUUCUGUAUGUUCCACAAGCCGAGCAAAUCAUGAGUUUUUUAAACCCUUUUUUUGAAUGAUGUUCUGUUUGUUUGUGUUUGUGUGAACCCGUAUGCACGUGAGGAUUUAUUUGUUGUUGAUCUCAUGUAUGUGUGUGUGUCUGUGUUAUGAGAAAGACUACUUUGAAUCUACUUAUCCCGUAACACAGCGAAUGGAGAGAAAUUCUAGGAGCUCAGUGUGCACUUUGUAUGACUCCUCAUGCCUUUUUUUUUUUUUUUUUUACCGUAUAUGUCAAGUGCUAUCUCUUUUUCUUUCUCUCUCUCUCUCUCUCUCUAUCCUCCUCUUUCUCUCUGUGAUUACUCUGAAGAGCUGCACAGUAUUUUUGAGCAGGAGUGAGUUACUACAAAAAUGUAGUGCCAUUAGAAACUGUGAAUUUCUAAAUAAAACCUUUUUUUUGUUGUCUUUCA